Manacus vitellinus (golden-collared manakin) is the source of this 6868-nucleotide messenger RNA. Its product is annotated as KIAA1671 ortholog. The record is from RefSeq and is a predicted model, not a curated record. Bases 85 to 4317 code for a protein of 1410 amino acids. NCBI's taxonomy places the organism in Eukaryota, Metazoa, Chordata, Aves, Passeriformes, Pipridae. The transcript is spliced from 10 exons.
UGCUUUAGGUUUUCAAGUCCAACAUCGAGCAGUGAAGCAAAGCCUGAGAAACCUGCUGAAGCCAGAACUGACCCUAUCCAUGAAAUGCAGGAAAAUCCAAAAAGUAAGGAGCUGAAGGUUGCACAAGGCACAGAUUUCACAGAAGCACAUGUUCCUGGGAGGCCUUGGAAAUCCCGGCACAUUUCAAAGAUAACCAAUACACCUGAUCAGCUAGAGAGGAAAGGAAGCUUCCUUGGGGAUGCUCAGCAUUUCUCUCAGCAAAGUGAAAGUUCUGUCUUGUUCACAAGCAGUUUUGAAAAAAAAUUAAACCCAGCACUUCUGGAAAAGCCCUUCAUUAAAACUGUCCGAGCCACCAUGUUUGAGCACAAUGUGCAGAGACACAGCGUUGCUGUUGAGCACUCUGGGGCUGAUGCUGCUCUGAAAAGGAACCAGGAGCCUGAGGCAAAGCAAGACGUGGUGGUUUUGGGGCCCAGCAGACGAUCGUGGAUGGGGGAAGGGGAGGAAACUACCACUGCAAAGAAGGAGCAUUACAAGCCAUCUGAUUCAUCCAAACACACAGCAGAUGUAGAGAAAAGUGGCAAACCAGCUUGUUCAAGUGAAGACAAGAAAAUGAUUCUCUUAGAAAAAUCUUUGGUUGAGAAAAGUGAAAAACCCACUGCUAAAAAUGCAGAAGAGUCUGUAAUUUACCAACGAAUAGAGCCCAGGUAUGAAGUCUUUCAGACGUGUGGGGAAAGGGCUCUUAGUGAAGCCAUCACAAUGGCUCCUGAGAAAAAGGCCAUGACACUCAGAGCUAGAAAAUCAUCUGUGAAAGAGAAUAAAACUGAUGAGGAUGUUGGACACACAGGGCAGUCAGUGAGGGCAAGUAGUCACACUCUCUACUUGAAAGAAGAUACUGUUGUUUCAGAAGCUAGAGAGGUAAAAGUUCUUACAAGCAAAGCUGUGUUGAGAGAACCUAAUGAUUUUCUCUCCAGUGAAUGCACUUUACCUGAACAGAAAAAGGACUCUGAUAAAACAGAACCUGAUUCACUGUUAAUAGUAACUGAGAAAAUACCUUAUUCCACAAACAAAAGUAAAGUUUUGGGAAUUAAUGAGAAAGUAAACAAGCUGCAUUCUGAAAUUAGAAGUGAUAAGAGUGAAGUCUCUUCCAUAGAUAAACCAGAGAAGUCUAAUGUGGUGAAAUGCUCUUCUGAGAAAAGGAGUUUUCGGGCAGGUGGGACAGACAUUUAUGAAUUCAGAACUAACCUGGAUCGUGAAGUUGUUUCAACAAGUGUGAGUAAACACGGGGCCCAUUCUUCCUCAGGGCUUUCAGGUGGACAAUUUUUUAAACCUUCCACUAGCCACCAUCCUAAUGCACAAGUACAAACCAUAAAUAAAGAGGAAUCCGGGGCCUUUGGGUUAAGGAAAAGUCUGGACUUUAAUUUCAAAGAGCGAGACUUCAGCUUGGCUAGUGCAGCUCCUGAAAACAGUGAAAAACUCAGAGUAACAGAUGCAGAAGAGAAAGUCAGGAGAAGCAGAAGUAGUGUUUCUGAUUUAAAGAUUUCUGAAAGGUGGAGGAGGAGGACCUUGCCUCAGGAGUCGGCCAAGGCAGAAGAAGUUGUGCGGCUCACUCCUGAAAAUAUCAAGAGGCUGAGUCGGACAGAUUUAUUGCAGUUGGAUGAGGAUUCACUUAAAAAGAGAAACAAAAAUAUCAAAGAAGGGCUGGAAGGGAGUGAGGCAAACCAGGCUGUUCUUGGCAGUUCUGAUGAUUACUUGAAACAUCAGAGUUCUGUCUUCGAGCCAAAGGCAACUUUUUUUGCAGUGACUUAUCAGAUUCCUGGUAUCAAAAAAGAGAAAAGCUUUGUUGGUGCUCCCAGUGCAAGUGAAAUUAAUACAGUUUCCAGUUCAAGUGGGGGAGCAGCAAUUAAUCUGGACCCUGUUUUUCCAGGAAGGUCCAAACCUGUAUUGCAGCAACCAAAUAAAAAUGUGAUGAGUACAACUUGUAGAGAGGACACCCGGGAAGUACAUAUUAGCAAGGAUUGGGUCAAGGAAGACAAUAAAGAUGCUGUUUUAUCAAAAAACGUUGCAUUUGGCAAUUUUCAUAUGUCUCGGAAGGAUAACCAACAGCAUCAUGAAAAAGGUCUGGAUCAUUCUAAAGAGAAAAUUAUAGAUGUUGAUGCUUUCCUGUUAAAACAGAACCUGGAAAACACAGUUCAAAUUGAUCUCAAAAGUAGCAGAAGGAAAGUCUCCUCUUCCCACGAACCCCCAUGUUCAGCACAGGUACGUAAAGACACUGAACCAGGCCCCCAGAAAAGGAGUGAAAAUAAUCCUGAUUUACCUGUCAGGAGGGCUGAGGAUAGUUACAGAUCCCAAAUUCUCGAUAUUGAUGCACUUAUGGCAGAAUAUAAAGAAGAGUCAGCCAAGGCCAGUAAAGUUCAAGAUAAGCUCUCUGAAGAUCUCAGCUCAUUGAGUAGGGAGAAAUCAAAGAACAAAAGAAAUGUGUCUGAUAGGAUGAGUCUUUCCUACAGCUGGAACGAGUGGAAGAGUAGAUCAGAUCACUCUUCUGUUAAUAACAAACCAGGUGAGUGUGUAGAAGAGCAGCACAGGCCAGAGAAACUAAUUCUAAAUGAAAAGAGCAAAGAGAAACUGGAAUUACGUAGCCCUGACUUUGAUAAGCCGAAGUCCAAAGACAGAAAGUUCAGCCCUCCUUACUGGGGAAACCCCAGCAUCUUCUUCUCAGAGAAGUUUGUAAAUUCACCUGUGGAAUUCAGUAGGAAGAAAACUUUCAUCGUUGAUGAGGACGAGGAAGUGAAUUUAACCUCCAGGAAUCAGAGUCCAAAAUUCGUAAUUGAGAAGGUACAGCCUGUAAACGUAGUGGGGACAGACCAGAGGCUGGAAGCCAGUUUUGCUUCCAAGUUGUCCAUAAAGGCAGAUGAUGGGCUUUUACAGAAGAGGUUGGUGACAAAAGAACAGUUCCUGGAGGUGUCUCCAGAGGGUGACUGGAGCAAAAACGUAGUGAGGAGCUCCACAGUGAGGAGCAAAGACAACGCAAAUAAGGCGACGUGUGAGGGCGACUCUUCCAGCGUGAAGAUUAGAACUGAUUGGAGGAGCUACACGUCUGGUUUUGGAACGGCACCCCCGGAUUUGAGACGAUCCUACUCAGAAAAAUGCCACCAAGGAAGAGACAGUCUGCCACUGAUGCAGGAAGUGAGGGGAAGGAAGGAUCUACAUCAGUCCAGGCAGAGCUUCCCCCUGGAAAGUGUGGAUCAUGGGUGGAAACACAAGGUGUCAGCUCCGUCAGAACUGUUCUUCCAUGAAGACAAAAAGGCUUCUAGGAAAGAAUGGACCAAGCAGAGUUCAGACAAAACAGAGGGAACAGACUUUUCCUCAGUGUCUGCUCAGAGGAGCCGCCACAGUUUCUAUAAGGAGAGAAGAGUGGAUUUCGGGACGGACCAGCUGAGGCAGUGCUUCUCCAGGCAGGCGCCGGGAGCGAAGGACACGGACACGCUGGUGCAGGAGCCCGACAGCCAGUACGGCACCUGGAACGAGCAGCGGCACAGCGGGGACAGCUUUGUGCCCGAAUCCCCUUCCCUGGAAAAUGACGUUGUCUCAACGCGGAAGCAGGCCCCGAACAGCCGCCCGUCCUCGCUGUCCUCGCAGACAGAACAGCCCUCCCUGGCUGAGCACCAUGACUUCAACAAAGACCAAAGGAGCACCAGCCUGGACCGUUCCAGCACUGACAUGGACUCCACUGAUGGGACUGAUUUACCUCCUGCGGGAGACACAUUCCCUGAUGACAAGACCACUGAUUUCUCCUUCAUUGAUCACACGGCUGUCCUGGACUCCAGUGCCCUCAAAACUCGGGUGCAGCUCAGCAAAAAGCGGCGCCGCCGGAACCCCACGUCCCACUCGCUGAGGAGGAGCAGAGGACUGGAGUUUGAGAACAGAUUUUCCUUGGUGGAAGAACCAGAUAAUGCCUGGAUGUUCAAGGAUUCCACAGAGGAGAAGAAAACUAUGCAACAGGAAGAUUCUGAGGAGGAAGAGAAGAUCCAGCAUACUCCGAGGUCAUCUGCGGUACAAGCCCAGAGACUCCCCGUGUUCCCAGGAAUGGAUCAUUCUGUUCUCAAGGCCCAGCUACGGAAAAGACAAGAGUCUGAGAGUGCUGGGGACACCGGUUCUGCUCAGCUCUUCAAAUCCCCCAAAGCCCAGCUAGGGACUCCCGGGAGCAGAGUGCUGCCCUCCAGUGUGGAGAAGGAGGACAGGUCAGAAGAAAAGUCUCCUCAGUGGUUGAAGGAGCUGAAAUCAAAGAAGAGACAGAGCCAUUACGAGAAUCAGGUUUGAAAAGACAGUGAUUCUAACUAGAAGAAGAUAAAGAAGUUUAACAGAAGCCUUAACUCAUCUGAACCUAAACCCCCAUGUCAUGUUGCUGCUGUUUGCUUCCUGCCUCAACUGCUCUGUGCAUGGUGCCUUCCUGUUUUGUGGAGAAAGCUGCUUCAAUUCAUAGUCAAAUACAAAGCUGUGUCUGUCAGGUCAGGGGGAUGGUGUCACUUCAGACCUGCCUGCCAGGAGGACCCAUGGUUCCUGGUUAGCACUUCAGAAAGUCUUGGAAAAUGAAGAUACUUGGGAGUGCUGUGAUGCAGGGAACUCCCCUCGCUGUCGAACUGUGUAGGUGUUCAGCACUCAGAGCUGUGACCUCUGGUAGAUGUGUCUGGCUGGGCUUUGUGUUUGUUUAUGAAAAUAACAAUUUUAAUCAAAUUUAUCUUUUUUUUUUUUUUUUGAAACAAAUAGUAAGCUCCUAUUUAGAAUGAAGUUUGUGGAAGGUGAGAGUGGAAGAACAAAUCAUGUUUACUGCCAUAUUGAAAAAGGAAACUUGAUUAUUUUUUGUAAAAUGUAUUUUUGAUUGGCUUAUAUUUACAUGUGAUCUGCUGACCUGGCAGAUGGAGAUAAUUUUUAGAUGAACAAAAUGUUAACUUUUGUCACUCUUGAAGUGGUAUAUUCUGUGUUUUGUCAGCAUGUGGAAUAAUUGCUUCAUUGGAAUGUCUUUCCUAAAAAGGAUCAAGCAAUAAUGUCAACCAGUUCUCUUUAAAAAAAAAAAGUAAAAAUAUGUAAAUACUGUUUUUAUAACAAAAAAGGAAGGGAAGAGGGAGGAUGUUACACUCAUAUCAGGGUUCCAGUUAAUUGUUGAAUGUCACUUUAAUAGCAGUUUGGAUAGUCCCACUUCUUAUUUUUAUUUGUUAAUCUGUAAAUACCAGGUUUAAGUUUUUAUUUUUAUGCUGAUUUUGUGAGAUAACCUAAAUGUGAUCUUCAGUUUCUCAGAUGAUUUCCUGUCCUUCCUUUGGCAAGACCGAUGUGCUGAUAGCGGAGUAGGGCUCUCAUGGACCACGCGGGUGUUUGGGAAUCACUCAUCCCCAGACAUGUCUGUAUCUCUGAUUCUGAAAUACCAACACCAUGGCCAUGUAAGACAUAACUGAUUCUUGUCCCAGAUAAGUGCUCUUUCAGUGAACCUUUAAAAAUGAAGCCCAAGAAGGGAGGUGAUUUGUCCUGUCAAAUUCCUCAGGCUCGACCAGGAAAGCAUGAAGAGGGAACGGAGAGUGGAGUGUUCUCCUCACCUGCCAGAGCUGGGGCUGCUCCUUGGGUUGCACUUCCUAUGUCCUGCUGAGGGGCUCCUCUAGAUUCUAACCAUAAAGCACCAGCACUUCCCCUCAUUUUCCUUUCUCUUUUUUCCGAUCAGUGUUCUGGGAGCUCGAUUCCCGUGGGGUUACCACAGCGGUGGCCUGCCUGCUCUGCUGUCUGUCAGGCUUGUAGCUGCCAAAACCAUGUGCCAAUUCUUCUCAUGAAGGAGUCACAGAGGAGGUGAUUUGCAGUCCCAGUCUGCUCUAGGAAAUAGCAGCAGGAUGUCAGGAGACAAGUCCCAUAUGCCCAUUUCUCGCUCCCAGAUUUAGCUCUGAUGGCAGCUCCCGGUGUGGAGAUGAGACGAAGACAUUUAUCUUAUGUAAAAGUCUUUCCUUGCUGCUCUGCCCUAUUUGUUAUGGGAGCUGUUGCCACUGUUAGUUUUGCAGCCCCUCUGCUCCCCAUGGAGCAGGGAUCCCCCAGGAUCUUUGAUGCUGGGAGUUGGGAGGUGGGCCCUGUCGAGCUCAGCCACCACCAUCAACCAGCUCUUCUCAGCUCAUUUUAAAACGUUGCACAGAUUUUCUUCUCUCUCCUUUAGAUGAUGGUGGAAAAGGCAACUCUUUUUCUUUCGGGAUACAUUUUUUAUGGCAGCACCCAAGGGUUCCAUCGCUGUGUCCCAGGUGUGACACACACCUGGGCCAGCCCGAGCAGCCUGUGCAGGUGUGAGUAGGGUGGCGAUGGCUCUGCUCACUCAGAUGAUGUGGGGCCUGUUUUAACCCCACUAAUCAGGUAAUUCCCUGCUUACAGGAACAUUUACACAGGCUGGAUUUUCCACUGGAGCAGGUGACAGUGUUGUGUUCCCAACAGUUGGAGGAUUUACUGGCUCUUGGUCUCAUAACUGAAGGCCAGAAAUUCUGUAACUGUUUGCUGUGUGUUGAGGAAACUGAGGGGAUUAACACGAGGUUUCCACGAAGCCCUUGAAUGUGUUUGCAUUUCCACGUCUGCUUGGACAAUGCACUGAAACUUACUGUAUUGAGUAGUUUAACCUACUACUGAGAAAUGUUUAAUGCUUAAAUGUCUAAUUAAAAAGCAUCUUUAGAAUGUUGUUGAAUGGGACAGUGUUUUUUCUGCUCUAUUAUUUCUUUAUAUUGUACAUGGAUUAAAUAUCUACUUCCUUCUCUCCGGGCUAUCACUCUGUAAUAAAAGAUAUAUAAAUAUGUUAUUACUUCUUAAAUGAUAGAACAGACUGUAAUACAGUUUAUAUAAUUCUAUUUUAAUUCCA